GCACACUCGAAGCCUCCUUCUUACCAGUUUUGUAGCUGGUUUUGUUCACAUUGCCCAAAUUCCUCCGAAAACGACAAAGCAAAGCAUUCGAGAAAUAACCACCCAGAGCACCCACAAAACAGCAGCCCGAGCAGCAGCGACUAUUCGCGCCCAAGGAAAAGAACGAGGAAGCCCAAGAAGGAGCAAGAGGAAGGCCCUCAAUAAGAACAAGAGCAAGAGCAAAAGGAAAACAAACCUCUAAAACAAGAAGGUCCCGCCAUGACAGGAACAACCCAACACCAACAACAAACCGAAACCUCACGUCCAAAGGAAGACGCCAAAGCAGCAGAAGCGGCCAUGAUGAACCACUCCGGGCACAACACGCCAACAAAGACGAAAGCCCCGAUGGUCGAUGCGAACGCGGCAGAAGACAAGGUGGUCGGCGCAGUCAGUGCGGUCAGCAAGGGUCCAGCGGACCAACCAAGAGCAAGCACAAGCAGUGUUGGUAGUAAAACAAGCAGCAGCAAACGCGAAACAAGCAGCCACAACAAGCGCGAAAGCGACGCACGUCAUCCUUUCCUUCAAGAGCUCGUAGAGAGUAGCGAUGAUGGAGAAGGAGAAGAAGGAGCUACUACCACGGUUGUCCCAUCCAAAAAGCAAGAGUCGCUGGUCACGCCAUCUGCCGUGCCAGCAUCGCAAGCCUUGAAUCCAGGGGCGUUUGCCGUCGAAAAUUCCAUGGCGUCGAUGUCGCCACGUCCGCAGUCAGAGCAAGGAGAUGAAGAGCAAGUAGGAAGUCAGAGUAACACGUUUGUCACCACGAGUGUCACGGCCCGUCUCGUGACAGACGAAGACGACAACGAGAGACUCCGGGAGGAAUUAGAGCGAAUGAAGAGUGCUCCCACAGCAGAAGUCGUGCAGCCAGAAGAAGACAAGGGCGUGAGCAAGAACAAAAUUUGGGCCAUUAUUGCCAUCAGUGUGCUCGUCAUUACAGUCGUCAUUAUAAUAGUGGCCAGUGUCUUGGCAUCGGGAGGAGACAAUUCCGCAUCAGCUUCCCAUUCUGGCGACCAUGAAGACAUGUUUGAUGAAGAGCCUGCUCUGGUUGGCUCAUCCACUAUUGCUCCCACCAGCACGCCACCAUCCAGCACUACUACGUCGAGUUCUGCUACUACUACGGAAUUGCAUCAGUCCACUCUGGCGACAGUUCUAGAACGGGGCUUUAUUCGAUGCCGGGUAUCCAGUCUGGAACAGAUGGAAGGAACAGGCUUGAGUUUGGACUUGUGCCGCGCACUGUCGGCUGCCCUCUUUCAUGGGGACCCGGAUCGUACCGACAUGCCUCACUAUGUCUUUCGAGACAUGUGGGGUGCCAUUGCAAAUGGGACUGUCGAUGUGUCCACUGGCCCGGUGACCUUCCACAUGGGACGAGAUGUUUUUAUGCCCUUCUCCCGGAAACCAAUGUCCUUCUCAAGACCGUGGUACUACACUGGCGUUGCGGUUGCCGGGGAAGCAGAAAUGGUAGAGUGUGCCAACAGGGGCGAUACAUUGACUGGAGUGUGCAAAGACCUCGUAGUGUGCACCAAUGAAGGUACAACUACCACCGAGGUCAUCCGAGAUCACCUGGAUGGGUCGGGCAUUCACUUUGUAGUAGAUUCCGUUGACAUGUUUGAGGAACUUGCCCAGGGGAAAUGCAAUGUCCUCUCGGGAGAACCAGAAUCCAUCUACGAAUCCCGGGUGCGGGAAGCUGGAUACACGGGCGAGUAUGUUGUGAGUGACACUUUGCUCUCCAAGGAACCACUGGCUAUUCUGACCAGAGGAGAUGACCCUGCUUGGACUGAUUUUGUAAAUGCCGUUCUGCAAGCACUCUUGACCGCUGAAGCAGAGAACAUUACCCAAGCGAAUGCAAACAUGUUCCCUCAAACAAGCUUGUUUGGAGACGACUUUCGAGAUAUGUUCCGCGAUACCAUUGCGGCCGUGGGAAAUUGGGGCGAAAUGUUUGACCGGAGCUUGGGUCUUGUGGUCGAGAGAUCUGGACCCAACCUAUUAAACCUGGAUGUCCAGAACGCAUCUGGUCUUAUGUUCUCUCCUCCUUUGUCUGACCUGGACUUUAACAGACAGUUUCAACAAGAACCCGUCCCAGCUGUUCUAGCCAAUGAUACCCUGGAAGCUGUUGGCAACAGAAAGUACUUGAGGUGUGGAAUCUUUAUCAACCGACCAGGAUUUGCAGAUCAAACUUCAGUGGGUGCUGCGGCCAAAUUUAGUGGCUUGGAUAUUGACCUAUGUGGUUGUCUCUCAGCGGCUUUGUUUGCCGAUCCGAACAUGGUCCAGGUUGAGUUCGUUCCAUUGGUGGAUGAAGUAGCUGGUUUCAUGGCACUCUCUGAUGACCGUGUCGAUGUGGUGUUCGGGGUAGAGUAUACCCUGGAAGCUGACAUUCAAGAGCCAACCACGAAGGAGGGAUAUGAAUUCAGCCCAGUGUACUUUUAUGGUGAAGACGGAGAAAUGUUGACCAUGGUCACGAAUCAGAACUCAACCCAAUGGUCGGACUUUGUUCGUUGGACAAUCUAUGGCUUGAUCUACGCAGAAGAACACAACAUAAGCACGGAAGAUGCUGCUACCAUGCCUUCAGUAGACCUUUUUGGACCAGAGUACGCACAAAUGUUGCGGCUAAUGGUGUUGAAUUUUGGGAACUAUGGAGACCUCUAUGAAAGGAACUUGGAAGGGCUGAUACCUCGCCAAGGUCACAACAAGUUGAAUGACGGCAGUACUCCUUUGAUCCAUCCACUUCCUAUAGAGUACUUCGUCUAAUGCACGUCUACCGGUAUGGUGGUGUCUUCUCCGCUUUGGGGUCCUCGGCCAGGCAAGAUGGCCUUGUCAAGAUCCGGGUUGUUGAUCUAUCUUCGCGGCAACGUCCGAACUGGAUGAGCGAGCUUCGUCGGUUGUAUCCACCAUAUCCACGGCAAGAAUGAUUCGAUUCAUCCCGGAGCGGUCGAGCUGUCUCAACCAUACCGGUAGCAAUUGCUACCGCUAUCUUGCGGUUCUGACGAGAUUCACCAGAAUCUCCGAGAUUGCUCAUGGCGUUCCCGCAAUCCGCCGCCAUGACUUUGUUCUGUUUAUAUUUGCGUGCAUUCACGGUUGGACAUGUUGCAUUAACCCACUGUACAGUAACUGCUAAUCCUGCUGGGUUUGUUUCCCCUUUGCCUGAGCUGCCUUUGUUGGACUAUGUUGCUCAGAGCGCAAACAUCUUGUAUCAACGAACAGUUCUCCCCAUUUUCCCCGCUUGCAUUUGACACUGGACCAUUGCACUGCAGCUGAGCGGGCGAAACUGAGAGAGAUUGUGGACUUGUUAGCACUAACCAUGAAAUGUCAACGGGGCCCUCAAUACUGAAGAAGCGAUAGGCUCAAGGGAGCAUUGCGGCAAUCCAGAUUGCUACAUGUACAUCAGAUACCUGGUAGUUGCCGUAAGCAUAUGCAUCCGAGUUACGGUCAACAGUUUUGUAAUGUGAAAAACUAAAUGAAUAUAUGCAAAUUGCCACCU
Messenger RNA from Seminavis robusta, 3508 nucleotides. The record is from the annotation of a GenBank genome assembly. NCBI's taxonomy places the organism in Eukaryota, Bacillariophyta, Bacillariophyceae, Naviculales, Naviculaceae.